UGGACAGAGAGUUAUUGUACAGGAAAAGAAUGAGGACAAAGUGAUCGAACAUGUGGUAACUAUUCAGGGUUUGACAUCCUCGGGAUAUUUGUUAGCUGUCGGUGAUGAUAAUCAAAUGUGUGAGCUCCACCCUGAUGGUAAUAGUUUUGACUUUUUCAAAGGACUGGUCAGAAGGAAACUCGACUGAACAAGAUUCCUGGACACUUUUCACAAGAGGCAACGACCAUGUCACUUUGUAUAUAUUACAAGGUUUUGGCUUCAAAGCUAAGAAUUUUCCAGUAAAUUGUAUUUGUUUAAUAUAUUUUGUCAUUAGUAUUUCAGAGCUUUUGUAUUCCAUUUGUGAAUUUCGUCAAACUUGUAAUGCGCUUUCCUCGUCCGGUCAAACAAGAUCUUCUAUAGAUGAUUGCUUUAGUCCAUCCAAAUAAUUACGUAUUUUUUUUCUCUUGAUAGGACCUAGUUCAUGAUUGCUUUAGUCAAUCAUUUGUAAGGAGUAUGGUGGUCCUUCUCCGCCAGCUAUGAAAUGAUUUUGGAUAAAAACAAAAAACGUUCAUAUGA
Molecule: messenger RNA, 555 nt
Organism: Cajanus cajan (pigeon pea)
Lineage: Eukaryota; Viridiplantae; Streptophyta; Magnoliopsida; Fabales; Fabaceae
Source: RefSeq, a predicted model, not a curated record